AUGACGAUAUCCGAAUUCAGCCAGAAGUGUGAGAAGCUACUUGAGACAUGCUCAGACGCUGCGUCAUGUAACACAUCUACUCAUACACAAGGACAGACAACCUCGCACGAGACACAAGGGGUGUAUCCGAGUUGCCUGUUGCUAGGUCAGAAAGAGACAUGUGAAGCUUUGGAAAUGGAGAAAGGACGCUUCAGAGUGUGGCAGAGAAGAAUGAGCCGUGUCAGCUAUCCGGAAUUAUCAACCAUGCUGCAUUCAGUCCCUGACACUGACCAACUCCACGAUAUCCUUACGGGAGCAGCGCCAAACAGGACCACUACCAUCGCAGCUACUCUUACAAAACAAAAUGAAGAGACCAAAUCAGAGUUGUCUGAACUAAUCCUCGGCUUGGCAGACGGUCAUUAUUCACAUAGCUUGGAUGCCGAGGAGACAGAAUUGGAAGUUCAACCCUGGCUUGAGAAGCGUUGGGAAUAUGUAUCACUAAGGAAAAGUCGCCAAGAACGGACUAUUGAGGUGCAUGAAAAUAUCAGUCCCGACCAACAAUCUGGGCAACAAAUCUCACAACAAUUGAGCGGCCCUCCUGGUGCUACCUAUGGCGAGGGAACGUACGAUCUCGCACCGGAUGUUUUACUACCAGAGAGGCUCUCACUGAAUGAUUUCGAAUCAUAUUUUCUCGAAACAGAUGUAACCACGGUGAGCGAAGAAGACAAGCAAUGGAUCUUCACCGGAUCCUACAACUUUGCUCCAGGUGGCCUGCUCCAGCUAGGUCAGAUCCUCGCGGAACCCGUGGAGCCUUGGAGCAAGGUGUUAUCCACUGGACCUUUGGAAUUGCCCCUGGACACGGUGGUGCAUAUCACAUCGAGCAUGGAGAGCAAUAAUGAGAUUGUCCGUCAGUUCAGUGCAUGGGUAAAGGCUGGACAGAAACGGGCGUCCUUCCAGAAAGGUGUGACCGUGCAAGAAUCACAUGAGCACGUCUGGAAUUUCAACACCCUCGAGAGCCAUACGACAUCGCCCUCAUUAGAUUACGUCAAGGCGACAUUAAAACACAAUGAUUUGUUCAAAAGGCUUAGACGCAACCCGUUUAUGAGUUCUUUAUAUAUGGUAACGGGCUUACGUGUGGCCAAGGGAGCAAACAUGCGACGAAAUGGCCAGUCGCCUAUGGACAUACAGGUGAUUGGAUCAAACAGUGGCCCAGCGGUUGGAAUUCAGGUUGAUACAAGCCAGCGAGAGUCUCAGGUGCUUGGCAUGGUGCCCGAUUUUAUUUUGGCGUAUCGAUUGAACGAGAUUCAGUGCGGUUUCCUGAGCCGCAAAGUUACACAAAAGCCAUUCAAGAGAGGACGAGGACUAAGGGAUUAUUUGAAUGGAGAGUAA
Fusarium venenatum is the source of this 1368-nucleotide messenger RNA. The record is from RefSeq and is a predicted model, not a curated record. Lineage: Eukaryota; Fungi; Ascomycota; Sordariomycetes; Hypocreales; Nectriaceae.